CAGGCAGCCUCCGCCCAUAGCCACAGCCAUUCGCGCGCGUCGCCUUCGCAUCUUCGGCUCAUGCGGCCGAGCCAUUUUCCUCGCUCAUGGCGAAGGUAAGCUGCUGUCUUCCAUGGCGCAAGUGUCCCAAGCCGAAGCCCGCGAAAGAGGCGGAGGCCUUUCAGGCGAAGACUGCGCGGGCCAUGGGUUUUUUGUGUCAAGAUCGGCUGGAUGUUGGCAGCAUGGCACCGGAUCUAUCGCAGUUCAGCGUGCUCGAUGACGUGCCGCCGCUGGUGAAGAAGGAGGUCUUGCGCCUUGCAGAGGAGGAGGUCUCGGCACAGAGAGCUGUGGGCGCCAUGGUGGGCAUGGCGGUGGCCGACUCCGUGGGCGCCUUCCUGGAGUUCGUGCCCAUCGGCACCAAGGGCUCGCGAUUCAACCCGCAGACCCUGAAGGUCGAAGGCAGCUUCAACAAGUUCAGGCUGAAGCCUGGCCAGUGGACGGAUGACACCUCCAUGGGCCUUUGCCUCGCGGAUUCACUUCUGGCUUGCAAAGGCUAUGACGGAGCAGACAUUCGUGUACGCUUCUGGAACUGGUGGCACCGGGGGUACAACAACGCGUUUCGCCGAGACAAAGGCCGAAGCGCCUCUGUGGGCCUCGGCGGAAAUGUCGCGACGUCCCUAAAGGACGUGCAGGAUUGCAGCCCCUCCCCACGCUUUGAGUCCAGUAGCCAGGAUGCCGGCAACGGCUCUAUCAUGCGUCUGGCUCCGGUCCCCAUAUUUUUCAGCACGCGUCCGGACAAGGCUGCUGAGUAUAGCGAGGAAUCCUCGCGCACCACGCACCCGGGCCCUGUGGCAGCAGCCGCGUGCCACUUCCUGGGGUUUUUCCUGGCAAGGGCGAUCAACCGAGGUCCCGACACUGGCAGCGCCGAGUUUCUGGAUCAGGUUGUUGAGGAGUACACAGCGUGGCCCUGGCCGCAGCCCAUCCACCGGAAACUGGCGCGGCUCUUGCGCUCCAAGGAGCCUUUGGGCAGCCGAGAGCGCUGCUGGAACUGGCGCGAUCCCGCGGGGCCGUUCCUGGCGGAGACCUUGGAAGCCCGAGGCUCCAGAUACAACGGCUACCCCGUGAGCCCAAACUACGUGGGCGCUUACAGCUUGGAUGGCUUGGCCAUGGCCAUGCAUAGCUUCUACCACACCAAGUCCUUCAUGGAGGCUCUGACUCGGUGUGUGAACUUCCUUGGGGAUGCCGACUCUACAGGUGCCAUUUGCGGUCAGAUGGCCGGGGCCUUCUAUGGCUUCUCGGCCAUCGACGCCCGCUUGGUGCAGCGGCUGCGGCGCUGGGACUGUGACGAGGUGGCGUUCCGAGCAGCCCUGCUGCAUGGCCUUGCUCUGCUCAGAGAGCAAGACACGCUGCCAGGGCUGCCCACCCUGCUCACCUGCUCCUUCAUGACCCCGCCGACACAGUCCACAAAGAGCACCGUCUCAACUGCAGAUCUGCCCGUGGAAGCGUUUCCGCCGGAACCCAACCUGGAGCUGUCCGAGCACAACGAGUUCCGAAAUGCCUUCUGCAUGCCGCGGGAGUGCACCCUUGCCCUGUGAGGCUGCAGCAGCAAUUUUCCCACGAGGAAAAAAUAUCGAAGGCGAUUGGAGCCUGCCAUGGCAAGAUCUGGGCUCCGGAGCUCGA
Messenger RNA from Effrenium voratum, 1659 nucleotides. The record is from the annotation of a GenBank genome assembly. NCBI's taxonomy places the organism in Eukaryota, Dinophyceae, Suessiales, Symbiodiniaceae.